GGCCUGGCCAUGGGGAAGCUCUACGGGAACGACUUCAGCCAGACGACGAUCUCGCGCUUCGAGGCGCUGAACCUCAGCUUCAAGAACAUGUGCAAGCUGAAACCGCUGCUGGAGACCUGGCUGAGGGACGCAGAGACGAUGUCGGUGGACUCGACCCUGCCCAGCCCCCCCUCGCUGGGCCCCCCCUCCCUGGGGGGCUUCGAGGGGCUCCCGGGGCGGCGGCGCAAGAAACGAACCAGCAUCGAGACCAACGUGCGCUUCGCCCUGGAGAAAUCCUUCCUGGCGAACCAGAAGCCGACGUCGGAGGAGAUCCUGCUGAUCGCGGAGCAGCUGCACAUGGAGAAGGAGGUGAUCCGGGUCUGGUUCUGCAACCGGCGCCAGAAGGAGAAACGGAUCAACCCCUGCGGCAACUCCGGCAACUCCGGCAACUCCGGCGGCGUCAGGAACGCCGGGAGCGUCACCGGGAACGUCCCCAACGCCGCCGGGAAGGUCCCGGCCUUCGGCGCUCACGGGGUGACCCCGCCCGGCCCCACCCUCGGCCUCCCCGCCCCCGGCAGCCUCAGCACCUCAGCCCUGGCCGGCGCUGGGACCCCCCGGCCCCUCCCGGGAAUUGAGGCGGGGGCGGCGCCGCUGCUGCUGGGGGGGGGGGGGGCCCCGAAAGGGGCGUUUUUCGCCCCGUUUUGA
Messenger RNA from Pseudopodoces humilis (Tibetan ground-tit), 684 nucleotides. The record is from RefSeq and is a predicted model, not a curated record. NCBI's taxonomy places the organism in Eukaryota, Metazoa, Chordata, Aves, Passeriformes, Paridae.